Molecule: messenger RNA, 1470 nt
Organism: Loa loa (African eye worm)
Lineage: Eukaryota; Metazoa; Nematoda; Chromadorea; Rhabditida; Onchocercidae
Product: ecdysone receptor isoform A
Exons: 7
Coding region: 1-1470 (489 amino acids)
Biological process (GO): cell differentiation; negative regulation of transcription by RNA polymerase II; positive regulation of transcription by RNA polymerase II
Molecular function (GO): RNA polymerase II cis-regulatory region sequence-specific DNA binding; nuclear receptor activity; zinc ion binding
Source: RefSeq, a predicted model, not a curated record
AUGACCACAGCGACGGUAACAUAUCAUGAGUUGCCACCCCUUACAAGUUGGGUAUCGGAUUCUCAACAACAGCAGCAGCGGCAAGAACAACAACAGCAAACCCAUAAUUCACCUUCUCCAACCUCAAUACCACUUACAGCAUUUGUGUCCGCGGUACCAUUAGGAAUCGAACAACAGGAUCAGCAACCGCCGCAGGUUCUUACCGAUCAUCAAAAUCCACAACAACAUUCAUUGGUUACAUCAGAAGAAAUUUUCUGCACCCAGGUGAAUCAUUAUCGUACAGAUGUCGAAAUUGAUGACAGUUUUUGGGCGGCUACAUCCUUCCUCUCAACACCACCACCAAGUGCUGCGGCAGUUCAACGAUUUCAUCAGAUUCAUUCUGCUGUCCAUGGAAAUACUCAUUGUACUACGAUUGCUUUGCCAAUAUCAGGAGCACAACAACAACAACAACAACAACAACAGCAAACUCAUGGCGAAAAUGAAUACCGAAUUAAGAAAAGGCCUAGUAGUAGCAGUUGUCCAACAGUCCGUUCUCCAUCUUUGCCUUCUUCAAGUGGUAUGGUUGUACAUAGUGUUACCGAAGAGCUUUGCUUAGUUUGCGGUGAUAAAGCAUCUGGUUACCACUACAACGCCCUCACAUGCGAAGGAUGCAAAGGAUUUUUUCGACGUUCUGUCACUCGAAAAGCAAUUUAUCAUUGUAAAUAUGGUGAGUCAUGCGAUAUUGAUAUGUAUAUGCGGCGGAAAUGUCAACAUUGUCGUUUGAAAAAGUGUAUGGAAAUCGGGAUGAGGCCUGAACGAUUACGCGCUGACUCGCGAGUGCCUUUAGUUGUGAUUCCGGAGGAUCAAUGCCGAAUCAAACGUGAAGCUAAACAGAAAUUACGCACGGUAUUAGAGCAACAUCGCAAAGCGCAUUGUGCCAGUCCGCAGCAAGCGGUUAGCUCAUCGGAAUCAUCAGAUGAUUGUGUAGCAUUAUCAGUGGAAACAAGAGAAUUGAUUAAUCGAAUUGUGACUAUUGAUCAACAAUUCGCCACACCAUCCACUGAUACACUGAUGAAAAUUUCGGAGCGUAAUGAAAUGGGGAAUUCCUACCAACAGCUUGCUGAAUUAACAAUUCUAAGCUUACAGUUGAUUCACCAAUUCACAAUGCAUUUACCCGGUUUUUGCAAACUUUCCGAUGAGGAUAAGCGCACUCUACACAAAACUUGCAAGACGGAAGUACUUGUACUGCGUACAUCACGUUGUUAUGAUAUGUUUGAUGAGAAAAUAGUCCUCGGAAAUGAAACAAAACAAUGGCGCUACGAUCGUGAACAAUAUCGUGAAUUCAUUGGACCUUUAGCUGAUUUGAUGUUCGAUUUUGCGCAUUCUCUGUCCAAAAUGCAAUUACAUCAAGCGGAAUAUGUUCUGCUCACUGCUAUCGCUAUUUUUUCGGGUGAUUUAUUCAAACUUGAUCCAAUUCGCAACAAAUCCUGA